Bactrocera oleae (olive fruit fly) is the source of this 1544-nucleotide messenger RNA. NCBI's taxonomy places the organism in Eukaryota, Metazoa, Arthropoda, Insecta, Diptera, Tephritidae. The record is from RefSeq and is a predicted model, not a curated record.
CGUUGGAUCCUACUCUAUUUAUAUAUUUAUAUGCGUACCCAUAUCACAUUGAUUCAAAAAUCAGUUUUAAAAAUAAUUUCAAUAUUUUUGUGUACAGCUAUUUUAAAACAAAAAUGGAAAUUAGCAGCAUUUUGGUGGUUUUAUUAUUAUUGUCUAAUACAGUUAAUGGAGCCGAACAUAGUUUCAUGGAAACUCCAGUUACUUCUUUACCUAUGACUUCGGAGGCAGUUCCCAUUGUUACUGCAGCACUAUUGGAGUGCUCAAAAAAAAUUAAAGAGAACAAUCGAGAACGUUUGGAAAACUACCAUCAAAUUCGGAGGCAUCUGCUGGUAAACGUUCGUGUAAACCCCAGUUUUAACAUUGAAAGGGUCGACAAAUUUCUAAUCCUUGAUGAAAUAUUUGAUGCAAAACAGAGAUCAAAAGCUAAAAUUAUGUCACCAUAUUUAAUUGAAAUUAGUAGAGGCGAGCCAAUAAUGAUGUAUCCAUUGGAGUUUUCUAGGUCUUUGAAACUCAAUGAUUCCAACAGUACUCAGUUAAUUGAUGAUAUUUCAUAUAAUUCUCAAGUUGGGACAUCAUCCAAUCAAAUACGAAAAUUUCGAAAAUUUAAGUCAGGCCCAAGAAGUAUGUCUUCAAUUUUGGAAGGAGAAGAAGCUGAACCAAAAAAUAUGUAUAGUUUAGCAACAGUAUCCGCGCAUGAUGAAUCCUUAAGCAAUUUUCACGCGAAAAGCAGUUGUAGUUUCAGUCCAAGUAAAGGUAACGGAAAUAAUAUGUUGCCGUUCUCAAGUGUAGGCGUAAAAAGUCAACUUGUGGAACAAUUAAAUAAAACCACUUUGGAAAACAAACGAAUUCGAGAAAAUUUUAAAACGGAAGCUAUUUUCCCAAAAGCUUUAAUAAUUCAUGAAAACAAAUCUAAUGAGCGUAACGACCAAAAAUUAAAAGAUAUUGUUGAAGCCAAACGACAGGUUGAUAUAUGGAAAAGCAAUAGCGGUAAAUCUGAAUCUACAGAUUUUAUUUUAGCUCAGCCAAAAAUGUACUGGGGAGGUCCUUACGGUGGUUCAGAUAAAAGUGUAGAUGCAAUAAAACAUUUAAUUCACAAUCAACAUUCAACGCUAAAAUCAUCGGUCAGUCUAGGUUCACGUAAGGGCUAUAAAAAUGCUAACAAACUGAGAUUUUCUAAACACCGUCAACGUCCAAAAAUUUUUGACAGUGGAGGUAAUGAUUACUACAUAAGCUCAGAGAAAUUGAAUCGAUAUUCCAUCAUUUUCGUCCAAAGGGAAUUCAGACGGGAUUAUAGCGGCACCCCCAAGUAGAUGGACCAUUAUGAGGUUGGUAAAUAUAGUUUCCGGAUCUGGAAGUAUCGCAUAAAGACCGUACCAUCGAUAUCCGUACAUUCAUGUUCAAUAAACAAUCGCGGCUGUUGCAUCAUCAAUUCAAGCCAAGAGUUUCAACUCGCAACUUAUCUCUGCUGAUUUUGUCCAAAUUGAAAAUUAUUGGAAUUUUGCAUGUACUGUUUAUUAUUGAAAUUGCCAAAAUUGUGAGCCAAA